GCCUGCAAACAGAAAUUGGUUCAUGGAAUAAUAAGUAAAAUAUUCAGUGCUGUUUUAAUAUUUCCUUUCUUAUUAAUAUAAUUGUACCAUCCUAACACUGUCUUCUCUUUGUUAGCCUCUCAAGUGCAAAAAUUUAUUUGACAAAUGAUGAUGGUAAAAUCCUACCAAAAACAUCCCCAAAAUCUUCAACCUACCACACAGUUUGGUCUACACUAUCAUUGAUGAAUUCAUUUGAACAGAACACCUUCCUUAAUGAAUCUUUCCCUGAUGGCUUCCAACGGGCAUCCUCCAGCGAGUCCUUCAAGGUAGAAGAGGGCUGGUCAGAAGAAGGGAAAGGAGAGACCAUUUGGAAUCGCUUUGGACAUGAACAAGGUCUACAUGUCAACACCUACCAGUUUUCCAUCUCCUGGGCCCGUCUGUUUCCUCAUGGCCACCAGGGGAGCCAAUUUGAGAAAGGAGCUCUUUACUACGACAAGCUGAUCAAUGCUCUAAUUGAAUCUGGCAUACGGCCUGUUGUCACCCUACACCCUGGGGACCUGCCACAGGCCCUCCAGGACUUGGGUGGAUGGACCAACGCUUCCAUUGUGGAAGCCUUAAGGGAAUAUACAGACUUCUACUUCUCCAGGUUUGGAGACAGGGUCUGGAACACGUUCAGUGUGGCACUUUCAGCAUGGUCACCUCCCAGGGUGGUGAGCCAUGCUGGGUAUGGAACCGGUGAGCACCCCCCUGGGAUUAAGGACUACGUGGUUGCCUCCUACAAGAGUGCUCACAAAAGGACUCCCCAACACAUCAACGAGGCCGGACUAAACUACCACAGUGGAUUACUCUAUGCCUUGGAAGCUGCUCAUAUCAGGCCUCAGGUCACCCUUUACCACUGGGAACUACCACUGAACCUCCAGAAUGUUGGUGACUGGGAGAAUGAAACCAUCGUGGAGAGAUUCAGGGAUUACGCUGACGUGAUUUUCCACAGACUGGGUGACAGAGUGAAGUUCUGGAUCACCCUCAACGAGCCUUACAUUGUGACAAAUCUUGGCUACGGAUACGGUAACUUUGCCCCAGGAUUCGUCGGUAAGCAGUACAUUGCUGGUCAACACCUGAUCAAGGCCCACGCUGAGGCCUGGCACCUCUACAUUGACAAGUACCGCGCAAGGCAGGGAGGCCUCAAAUACACAAAUAUACAAAUCACUAUUCACUCAUUAAUCCAGGGACUUUGGGAAGGUGGCCUUUGGGAGUAUAUGAUAAUCUAA
Molecule: messenger RNA, 1247 nt
Organism: Gadus macrocephalus (Pacific cod)
Lineage: Eukaryota; Metazoa; Chordata; Actinopteri; Gadiformes; Gadidae
Product: lactase/phlorizin hydrolase-like
Biological process (GO): carbohydrate metabolic process
Molecular function (GO): lactase activity
Source: RefSeq, a predicted model, not a curated record